This is a messenger RNA of Ostreococcus tauri, 1143 nucleotides long. RefSeq names its product unnamed product. NCBI's taxonomy places the organism in Eukaryota, Viridiplantae, Chlorophyta, Mamiellophyceae, Mamiellales, Bathycoccaceae. Gene Ontology annotation, biological process: response to abscisic acid; cellulose biosynthetic process. Bases 1 to 1143 code for a protein of 380 amino acids. The transcript has a single exon. The record is from RefSeq and is a predicted model, not a curated record.
AUGCGGGGAGCGGCGCGCGGGCGGGCACGAAGCAAACGCACGCAUCACGUGUGCCUCGUUAUCGUGCCGUUGAGCAUCGUGGCGGUGUUCAUACGGUCGCGUUUUGCUAGAGUGAACCGUCACUCGAUUGGCGCGCGAGGCGUCGCAGUGGCAAGCACAGUCUCCAGAUCUACGGAGGGCCCCUUGGUGGAAGAUUGGCUCAAUUUUCACCGGCUAGUUGGAGUGGAUCGAUUCUACAUAUUUUUAGAGGGACGAGCUACCACUCGCCUACCUUGGUCAAAGCAUCGACGGGAAGUUCGCCUCUUUGACGACAUCGAUGUCAAAUCGCACCACGCCGUGUCAAAGUUACGAAACAAGAGUUUUCUCAAGCCCUACGUCGCCAAUGCUUCGUGCGGCGCGAGCGCGCUCUUCGUUCGACAGACGCUUAAUCUUGAGAUGGCCAUCGAGGCUGCGAGACGGGAUGGUUUUCGCUGGUUAAUCCACAUUGACGUAGACGAGUUGUUGUAUCCUAGCUCCAGUCCGAGAUUCAACAUCAAGGACGUUCUGCAUGACGACGUUCCCUCCGAUUGCGAACUCGUCGUGUUUCCAAAUCACGAAGCCGUACCAGAGGUGGCUACGAAUUCGUCUAAAUCACCGUUCAGUGCGAUCACCCUGUUCAGGCGGAAUCAUCAAAUGGUCGAUCGCAGACCAUACAGGACGUUCCUGCGUCUCGCUCGCCGCCAAAAUAUUUUACCAAAUUACUUUUUAGCCUACGCGAACGGUAAAUCGGCGGCUCGCCUAUCUUCACGAAGUUUGCGUCCAAACGGUGCGCAUAGAUUCAAGGCGAGUCGAGGUGCCAGAGAGUGCACUGUACGAAGCUCAAUACUCCAUUUUCCAUUCGAUGGCAAUGAAGCGCGGGCGAGACGAAGAGCUGAACGGUGCGACUGUUCGGCGGAAGACGUAGAAAAAUGCUCGAUGUUAUCAUUCGAUAGAGAACUCGCUGCUGAGGCUCGCUCACGCGUCGGCUUUGAGGAUUGGUACGAACGGCGCGUCAUCGAGAGUGACGACGCGAGGAAAAACACGUUACUGGCAGCCGGCCUCUACUUUCGCGCUCACGAGCCAUUUCUCUUGCUGACCAAACUCGAAGGGUUGAUGGAUGACUAG